GCUUGAGAUAUUUUGCAAAGAAGAAUGGGGAAAAAUGUCGCUCUCUGUUAGAAAAGUUUUGUUUGUGUGUCUAUUUAAAACAGAGCUGACACUCAUUCUUCUAACAUGGCUUCGAGCAUAUGUUACUAACUUGUUAUAUUCUUUUGUUCUAACUAACCCCAUACGUAAUAUAUAGAUCUGUGUGGUAAUAAAGUUCCAGUGUGUGCCAGGUACAGACAGAUCUUCCUUAUCUAAUUUAGCCAAUAAGAAGUGUUAUCGUUGUUUCACUGUAAGGAUGAGAAGGUGUGGGCUCCCUUCCUUCUUCUCUCUCUCUUUUGCUUUUUCUCUCACCUUGUAAGCAUUACUAAAAUGUAUUACUGCAUUUUGGAUUAAAUGAUCUUCACUUUCAAACACCUGGAUUUUGAUUGAUUACAAGGAAAGAAAUAACCUAACAUUUUUGUCCUCCGAGCGGAAAUCAAUGGAUGGAGCCCUUGGGUUGACACCGGUACCGACAGAAUCCAGAGAAUGAGGUUCGUUCAAGUUUCCCGGCUACGAGCGAUGGGGUUUGGCCUUGCCGUGCUGAUGACCAUUGGACUUACCAUGCAGCUUCUGGGCUUCCAUUUCCCAAAAAUGACCUCUCAGAGCUCCACCAUACAUCCCUUAUCUUCUAUACCUCCAUCUCUUCCACCGACUUGUCAGCCUAAGAGGCACAUUGUGUUCCUGAAGACUCACAAGACAGCUGGAAGCACCGUACUAAACCUCCUGCACCGAUAUGGGGACAAUAAUGGCUUAUUCUUUGCUUUGCCAAUCAAGUAUCAGUUCCACUACCCACAUUUCUUCAACUAUUACCAGGUGAAAGGCAUCAACUCCCCAAACAGGACGCAGUAUAAUAUCCUCUGUCACCAUAUGCGCUUCAACCUCCCAGAGGUUCGGAAGGUUAUGCCUGCAGACUCCUUCUACUUCACGAUCCUCCGGGAUCCAGCAACCAUGGCAGAGUCUUCUUUCAUCUACUUUCGUUUUGCAUCUUCAGCCUUCAAGAAGGCACCCAAUCUCACAGCUUUUAUUUCCAAUCCAUCAUAUUACUACCAAGAAAAAGAGCAAUCCGACCACUAUGCUCGCAACCUCUUAUCGUUUGACUUGGGGUUUGAUCAUAAUGCUCCUUUUACAGUGACUCUGGCAAGAGCUAGAGCACAGACAGUGGAGGAGACAUUUAAAUUGGUUCUACUUACAGAACAUUUUGAUGAAUCAAUGGUUCUUCUCAAAGAGGAGCUAUGCUGGGAUCUGGAUGACGUGGUCACCUUUAAACUCAACAUUCGUGGGUCUUCCAGACCACUGGAACCAGAGGAAGUAAAAAAGCUUCGGGCAUGGAAUACUCUAGACUGGUACCUCUAUGAGUAUUUUAACCAAACCUUCUGGGACAAGGUGGAGCGAUUUGGCAAAGAAAAGAUGGAUAAUGAGGUUAUGAGAUUGAGAGAAAGGAGACAACAGUUAGCUGAGCUCUGUCUUCAGAAUUUGGAGCCAGUAAGGGCAGAGGACAUUAAGGAAGACGCAUUUAAGCCGUAUCAAAAUGGGCAGGCGAAAAUACUAGGCUGGGCCGUAAGGAAAGACCUUGAUCCUCAAAUUCGUAGUCUUUGUAUUCAAAUGGCCACUCCUGAGCUGCAAUAUAUAGACUUAUUGGAUGCACGUCAGUUUCCAGCAGGCUCAAAAAUGUGACUCAAACCAUAAAUGCAAGGGUAGCAGCUCGGUGAGAAAACCUCAGUUGGCCAAUUUAUUUAAGAAAGUAGAAGAUCUGGUUGCUGCAAAGUGGAUACGAUGUCAAAGCACAAUAAUUUUCUGCAUCAAAAUUAGGUCUGAUUUUGUUAGGCCCCUUUCACACUGGGUCGGU
Molecule: messenger RNA, 1864 nt
Organism: Rana temporaria (common frog)
Lineage: Eukaryota; Metazoa; Chordata; Amphibia; Anura; Ranidae
Product: galactose-3-O-sulfotransferase 4-like
Exons: 4
Coding region: 505-1692 (395 amino acids)
Biological process (GO): glycolipid biosynthetic process
Cellular component (GO): membrane
Molecular function (GO): galactosylceramide sulfotransferase activity
Source: RefSeq, a predicted model, not a curated record